AACCACCUGUCCUCGAAGGUGGAGGCGCUCUGCGCUCCUCUUGAGAGAGUGGUGUUUCCGUUUUUUUUUUUUUUUUUUUUUUUUUUUUUUCUCUCGAAUAAGUGUAAGUCUCUCUGGAUCGAUAAUAAUAAAAUUCGAGGAGAGAGAGAGAUCUUCGAGGGGUCUCGAAGGGGGGAUCCUCGUACGAUGGAGCGGUUGAAGAGGAAACGGAAGAGGGUCGACGGUCAGAAGAAAGUAUUGCUCUCCAUCGUCGAUCCCUGGGACGUGAGCGUGGCCAGUGUCGAUCCAGUCGGCCUGGCAGAACGACGAGGCGUCUCCCUGUCGAUCUUGGUGCCGCAAGAGGAGGGAAACACUGGCCAGGAACCAUCAACGCCCGGUAGAACGGUCAAGAUACCCUCGCCUUGGUACAAACCUGCCUACAACAACGCCGCCGACCGUUUUCCAACAACAAGUGGUCAAAUCUUCGAAACGGGCCCCUCUUCCUCCACCUGGGUGGAUCCUUGGCACUCUUCCAGCAGAUCGGGCGGAGGAGGGCAGCACGGUGCGCCGGAAGCGGCGCAAAAGCCGAUAAGAAAGAAAGGGCCGAACGAAAGGCGGAGGAGAAACGGUGGGCUGCGUAGAAUCGCGGACGGCGAUGGAUUAAUAGGCGCGCUGCCGGAAAUCACGUGCGAUGAUUUCGACGGUGGAACGGUUGCGAGAGUCCGUUUCGAGGAGGAUCGUCCUAGGAGCUCCACUUGGGGAUCGCAAUUGAACGAGAUAAAUCGUGCAAAGCGUAAAUUGAAUGAUAAUAAGUCCUUGUCGAGCACGAUUCACUUGCUGAGCGUGAGUCAUCUCGGCAGUUAUAAUCCGACGGACGAGAAGGAAAAACUGUUGCAAACGAAUUGCAAUUCCCUGGUGGAUGGAAAUGUAGAGGAAAAACGUCGCGCUUCGAUCAAAGAGAACGAAACGUUGGGCCACGGUUAUUUCGAGGACGAGGAACUUGUGAACGUUGUGCAAGAUUUAGUGAUUUCGAGGUAUAGUCCUGUUUUGAGCGGGGCGCGAAGAUCGAUCAACAGAAGAACGCCAUGUCAACGCUCUUACGACGAAUCUCGGAAGGAAACGGCCGCAGCGGAUGCCUCGAAUGCGGUGGAACGUAACGAGGAUAUAUUUGUCACACGGGGUGUCACAUCCGCGGACAAGAUUACGAAAAUUACAGAGGAGAAAAAAAGUGUGGGAGGGAGGGCGCCCGAAAGAUCCGCGACACUGUACUCCACGCGUAUACGUAAACCCAGCAUCUCGAUGCCUACCAAUCUAGACGAGAUGGAGGAUCUUCGAAUCGAUAGGCAGAAGGGAACCGCCUCAAAGUUUACGAGAUCGGAGAGCGACGACAGCAGCAGCGUGACGUUCAGCAACAGCGGUUCUACGCCCAAUGGAAGUCCUCUCGGUUCUGAGACCGAGGAAGAAGCGAACGACGAAGAGUUGGCCAAAGUACCGUUGCAAGCUCCCCCUCGAAAGAAGAGCAGACAGAUGUCGUCGAUGAUGAGCCAAAAAUUGGGCAACGACCCGAUGGAGUUGUCCGGCGGGCAGAGCGCUACCUCGACCAUAACGAGCGUCAACAGCAUCAGCAGUUUGCUCAAGGAGAAACUCCAGUUGUCCAUUCCUCAAGCUCUGCGCAGCAGCAAGAAGAGGCAGAACGCGGAUUAUCGUCUACGCGCUUUCGUCGGGAUAUUGUUCCUCUGCGUCGUUUUCCUCGUUGGAUUCGCGCACAUUUAUUACACCCAACACGUCCUCCAACGGGCUUAUUUCGACAAAUUUAGGUUCAACAAGAAUCAACGUGUGAUGCACGUGUACAGCGGGACGGGAGUGGAGGUGAUAUCCGCUCGACUGGGGGAGGGGAUAUCCGCGGACACAGGGGUGUUCCCUUGCCUGUCCCAUUACCAGAGGGAGGACUCGGUAUGCCUGGAGUGGCUUCAACAGGCCCGUUUGUACCUGUCCCACACCAAACACCCGGACAUGCACUGCUACCACGUGACCUGGCAGAGCCUGAGCUCGCAUUACAACCCGAGAGAUUGCUUCGAUUGGUCGGCGAAGAGGGGCCAUUGGUACGGUGGUGGGCAGGUCCAGAACAUGCCCUACCCCCUGGAGCGUGGCCGCCUCGAGCUGAGCCCGUUCAUCACGGGCGACAUAGGCAAACACCCGUUCGGCAACGUGCUGAAGAGAUACUUCUUGAACUCGAAGGGGGCGACGAUACUCAUCGACCCGGAGACGCCGCUCUACGUUUCCAUCAGGGCGAACAGGACCAAUCACUUUUGCCUCGAGGCCAAACACGACGCGUUCGCCUACAUCAAUUACCUAACCCCUUAUCCCCAAUUGAACUACACCAUAUGCGCCGGGGACAACAUGAAGAAUUUGCACUCGUCGAUGGCCGAGAAGUCGUUGUGGGACGGCCUCAAGCCGGACGAGCUGUCCGCCGUCCACUCUCUCCUCACCGAGCCUGUAUGGCAGAUAUCCCCCACCAGCGAGCCGGCCGUUUACAACUACACCGAGGACGUGAUCGCUCUGCCGUUCCUGCGCCAAGGCCACGUGUUGCUCAGCGAGGAGUGGCAACCGAGCGCCGGCGACUUCGCCCUUGACGAGGAACGCUUCCCCUCCAUGGAGGAGACUAUCAAUAUCAUUCACCGUAGAGGGUUCAGGAUCGUGUUCACCGUGCAACCGUUCAUAUCCACCGAGUCGAUCAACUUCAAGGACGCCGUGUCCAACAGACUGUUGAUAUCCGAGAGAGGCAGCGACCCGAGAAUACCCGCCCUCACCAGGUACAAGCAGAGUAACAGCAUAGGCGUGCUCGACAUCACGAACAACAAAACUCUUCCCUGGCUGCAAUCCAAGCUGGAAAGUUUGAUCACCAAGUACCACGUGGACUCGUUCUACCUCGACCUGGGCACCGCCCAGGACAUGCCCCACUACUACAAAUGCGGCCAGCCGUUGAUCAACCCGGAUCAUUACAAAACCAUGUUCACGAGGUCGAUAUUGGGAUCGGUUCCCGUGAUCGGCGUCUCGGGGGCGAUCUCCAGGCCUCGAGCCCCCGUCUUCGUCUCCCUUCCCCCGUUCUCCUCCUCGUGGAAGGCGAUCAAGACCGUGAUACCGACGAUUCUCACCUACGGUAUACUCGGUUACCCGUUCAUCAUGCCGGGCGCGGUCGGCGGGGACGUGGCCCUCCCCAUGUCCGACAACAACCCGGACAACGACUUCGAGGUGAGCCUGCCCGACAAGGAGCUGUACGUCAGAUGGCUGCAACUGUCCACCUUCCUCCCCGUCAUACGUUUCACCCAUCUGCCGAGCAAAUACUCGGACGAUUCCGUGCUCGAGAUAGCGAAGAGGUUGACGAGCCUCAGACAGAAAACGGUCACUCCUCUUCUCAAGAAAUACGCGAACGAGACCCUGGACACCGGCCUGCCCAUCAUACGACCUUUGUGGAUGCUAGACCCGACCGAUCCCGCUUGCCUGGUUGUCUACGACGAGUUUUCCGUGGGGGAGGAGCUGAUCGUCGCCCCCAUCCUUCACUCCGGGAGCAGGCAGAGGGAGAUCUACUUGCCUGCCGGCGUUUGGAGGGACGGGAUCGACGGUAGCCUGAGGAAGGGCUCCAGAUGGAUCCACAAUUACAGGGUUGCCGAGGACAAGGUCGCGUAUUUCGUCAAGAUACCUGACAACACGAGAUUUUAAUUUUUUUUUUUUUUUUUUGUACAUAGAAAAUUUUCCGAGAAACAAUAUCACAGAGAUGGGCGACGAAGAUAUAUGUAUAUAUAUAUAUAUAUAUAUAUAUAUAUAUAUAUAAAUAUAUAUAUUGAGAAAUAUAUUAUAUUUAUUUUACUUUAUAUCGCGUAUGUUUUAUUACUAAUAAAAUGUCACGAUGUUCCAAGCGAUGAUCGAGUAAAAUUCGAUAAAAAAGAGAAUACAUAGAAGAACGUAACAAGCUAACAAGUGUUAAAAAGAUGUCGAAUACUAGCGUAGAUUCGAGCAUGAUAUUUGUUAUCCUUUACCAAAGAUCUUUGCUUAGGAGAGAAGAAAAAAAAAAAAAAAAAAAAAAAAAAA
Messenger RNA from Apis mellifera (honey bee), 4068 nucleotides. RefSeq names its product myogenesis-regulating glycosidase. The record is from RefSeq and is a predicted model, not a curated record. The transcript has 11 exons. NCBI's taxonomy places the organism in Eukaryota, Metazoa, Arthropoda, Insecta, Hymenoptera, Apidae. Gene Ontology annotation, biological process: carbohydrate metabolic process. Gene Ontology annotation, molecular function: hydrolase activity, hydrolyzing O-glycosyl compounds. Bases 187 to 3699 code for a protein of 1170 amino acids.